Macadamia integrifolia is the source of this 1274-nucleotide messenger RNA. RefSeq lists its product as uncharacterized. The record is from RefSeq and is a predicted model, not a curated record. The transcript is spliced from 4 exons. Lineage: Eukaryota; Viridiplantae; Streptophyta; Magnoliopsida; Proteales; Proteaceae. Gene Ontology annotation, cellular component: nucleus; cytosol. Gene Ontology annotation, molecular function: metal ion binding. Gene Ontology annotation, biological process: protein histidyl modification to diphthamide; tRNA wobble uridine modification. The coding region runs from base 382 to 1113 and encodes 243 amino acids.
GGCGAACGAUGGAGAAUCUCGACUCUCGACGCAUGGUGGCAGUUUCAUUCUUGGGAAGAAAGAGAGAGAGAGAGAGAGAGAUAUGAAGCCUUUGAUAAUAUGGAAACAAUUCUCUGAACAUUUGAAAUCAUCUUCCAAAUCUGAAUUUUUUUUCUCCUGAGUUGAGACUUUGUUCCUUCUUCAUCAUCUUCUCUUCAUAUCCUUCACAUUUUCAGAAUCGCCAAUGAUAAUUUCGAAGAAUUACUAGUUGUUUAGAGGCGUAGCGGCGACCAGUCCCUCUCUCACCUGUGCGUUUCUGAUCCUUUCCAUCAUUUCCAGGUUCUUCUGGUAUCUAAAGAGAAAAAACUGCAUUUUUUUGAUAAUUCUGAUGCAGCGGCAGUGAUGAGGACAAUGAUAAUGAUGGUCACAACAGUGAUUGCAUUAACAAUCACUCUGUUGAUGGUGAUAGUCGUGGAUGCAGUCGAUUCAAACCCUAUAUUUGAUCCCUGCACUGAUGCAAAGGUUCAGAAAUCCGAUGGCUUCAGCUUCGGGCUUGCAUUUUCCUCUAAAGAGUCAUUCUUCCAAAACCAGAUACAGCUCUCACCAUGUGAUCAUCGCCUUCCCCUAUCAAGCACAAAUGCUCAACUUGCUGUCUUUAGGCCAAAUGUUGAUGAGAUCUCUCUCCUUACCAUCAACAGUGGUACCUUCUCACCGCAAAUGCAUGGCGGUCACAUGGUAGCAUUCGCUGGACGAAAAUAUGCAGCAAGAUCAAUCCCUGUUUUUGUUGCAGAUAGUAACCACAUCAUAACCAGUUUUACUCUGGUACUUGAAUUUGAUAAGGGUACACUACAGAACUUGUUCUGGAAGAAAGAUGGGUGUGCAAAAUGUUCUGGAAAAUCAUCUUUCAUUUGCCUUGAUGACCAAGGCUGUGCUAUCCAACUCUCUAGUUGUAAAAGCCAGGGAGGAUCAGUUGACUGCAGUAUCGGAAUACAAUUGGCAUUCUCAGGUACAGAUAAGAACGAUAAGGUUCUUAACUCGUGGUAUGAGGUGAAAAAUAUCCGGCAGUACUCCCUCUUUGGCCUGUAUUCCGACCUAAAGGAUUCUCUUACGAGCCAAUUCAACAAUAUUAUCUAACUGGUAGGCAUUUCUUGUUCAUCAUUAAGCUGUAGCAUGUUGUAGCUGCCUAAUUUCUGACCACCAGAAGAUGACCAUUCUAUGUUUCCUGUAUUAAUAUGCAUCGCACAUUGUAAUUGUUGUUAAAUAUAUGAAUGAUCUCUAUAUAUUUCUGUUCUAAA